Molecule: messenger RNA, 1272 nt
Organism: Ficedula albicollis (Collared flycatcher)
Lineage: Eukaryota; Metazoa; Chordata; Aves; Passeriformes; Muscicapidae
Product: laminin subunit alpha-5-like
Exons: 3
Coding region: 1-1263 (420 amino acids)
Source: RefSeq, a predicted model, not a curated record
AUGGAGACUGUGGCUAAGCCAGGAUUGUGCUGCACCCCAGGAUGUACAGGGCAGUGCAAGGUGUGUGUGGUGGGGUUCCAUGGCACCCCAAGGUGUACAGGGCAGUGCAAGGUGUGUGUGGUGGGGUUCCAUGGCACCCCAAGGUGUACAGGGCAGUGCAAGGUGUGUGUGGUGGGGUUCCAUGGCACCCCAAGGUGUACAGGGCAGUGCAAGGUGUGUGUGGUGGGGUUCCAUGGCACCCCAAGGUGUACAGGGCAGUGCAAGGUGUGUGUGGUGGGGUUCCAUGGCACCCCAAGGUGUACAGGGCAGUGCAAGGUGUGUGUGGUGGGGUUCCAUGGCACCCCAAGGUGUACAGGGCAGUGCAAGGUGUGUGUGGUGGGGUUCCAUGGCACCCCAAGGUGUACAGGGCAGUGCAAGGUGUGUGUGGUGGGGUUCCAUGGCACCCCAAGGUGUACAGGGCAGUGCAAGGUGUGUGUGGUGGGGUUCCAUGGCACCCCAAGGUGUACAGGGCAGUGCAAGGUGUGUGUGGUGGGGUUCCAUGGCACCCCAAGGUGUACAGGGCAGUGCAAGGUGUGUGUGGUGGGGUUCCAUGGCACCCCAAGGUGUACAGGGCAGUGCAAGGUGUGUGUGGUGGGGUUCCAUGGCACCCCAAGGUGUACAGGGCAGUGCAAGGUGUGUGUGGUGGGGUUCCAUGGCACCCCAAGGUGUACAGGGCAGUGCAAGGUGUGUGUGGUGGGGUUCCAUGGCACCCCAAGGUGUACAGGGCAGUGCAAGGUGUGUGUGGUGGGGUUCCAUGGCACCCCAAGGUGUACAGGGCAGUGCAAGGUGUGUGUGUUUGGGUUCCAUGGCACCCCAAGGUGUACAGGGCAGUGCAAGGUGUGUGUGUGUUUGGGUUUCACAGCACCCCAAGGUGUACAGGGCAGUGCAAGGUGUGUGUGUGUUUGGGUUUCACAGCACCCCAAGGUGUACAGGGCAGUGCAAGGUGUGUGUGUGUUUGGGUUUCACAGCACCCCAAGGUGUACAGGGCAGUGCAAGGUGUGUGUGUGUUUGGGUUUCACAGCACCCCAAGGUGUACAGGGCAGUGCAAGGUGUGUGUGUGUUUGGGUUUCACAGCACCCCAAGGUGUACAGGGCAGUGCAAGGUGUGUGUGUGUUUGGGUUUCACAGCACCCCAAGGUGUACAGGGUGUUGCAGGGGGAGGCAUGGGGCACUGAGCCAUUCAGGGGAACCACGCUGUACCCCAGGUCCUGCAGGGCAUUGCUGAGUGGGGGGG